Messenger RNA from Phalaenopsis equestris, 2142 nucleotides. RefSeq names its product ubiquitin carboxyl-terminal hydrolase 25. The record is from RefSeq and is a predicted model, not a curated record. Gene Ontology annotation, molecular function: cysteine-type deubiquitinase activity; cysteine-type endopeptidase activity. Gene Ontology annotation, cellular component: nucleus; cytosol. Gene Ontology annotation, biological process: protein deubiquitination. NCBI's taxonomy places the organism in Eukaryota, Viridiplantae, Streptophyta, Magnoliopsida, Asparagales, Orchidaceae.
CAGGCCCAAGUGACGGAAAGAAAUCCAGGCGGCGCUGCUAUCUUCCUCCGCAAAACCCCAUUUCCCAUUCCCUCUCUUCUCCACUGCCACUCUCCUGCGGCGGAAUACUAAUCGCCGAUCCUGCCUCCCGCCUCUCUCUCUUUCUUCGGCGUCGGCGGCGGUGAGAAGGACAAUAAGGCAGAGGUGUAAGUGCGGGCGGCGAAGAAGAACGGCGUUCGUUGCGCUUGGAGAGGAUGCGAUCGGAUGAGGAGGAGGAAGAGGAGGUGGUGCCGGAGUUUGGGAAGCGUCGAGCUCGAUGAUGGGUCUGCAAAUGGCAUGGCAGCAGUGCGUUUCUGAGAGGCGGAGGCCGCCGCUUGGGCUCAAAAACCUCGGCAACUCUUGUUACCUCAACAGCGUCCUCCAGUGCUUAACCUACACCCCUCCCCUUGCUCAAUUCUGCCUCUCUUCCGAGCACUCUUCUCUCUGCAAGAGGCUAUUCGCAAAUAAGGAGAAGGAGUGUCCAUUCUGCAUACUCGAGCGGCAGAUUGCUCGUUCGCUGAAACUGGACGGCCACCUUGACACGCCGUCAAAGAUUCAGAGAUGUCUAAAUGUGUUUGCGGAGCAUUUUCGAUGGGGGAGGCAAGAAGACGCUCACGAGUUUCUUCGAUACGUCAUUGAUGCCUGCCACAAUACGUGCCUUAAGAUACUCAAGAGGCGUUCGACCGUAUGCAAUGGAAGCAAUAUUAACGGCACUGGUGUCAAGUUAAAGAAGGAGGAGCCCUCUGGAACGAGUACUAUUAUGAAUCAAAUCUUUGGUGGUUCGCUCCUCAGCCAAUUGAAGUGCCUUUCCUGCAAAGGUGAAUCGAAUAAGGCUGAUGAGAUUAUGGAUGUAAGUCUUGAUCUCUAUGAGAGCAACUCUCUCAGAGAAGCCCUUAGUAGAUUCUUUCGAGCCGAGGUUCUGGACGGCAACAAUAAGUAUAGCUGCGAGAGGUGUAAAAAACUAUCUGUGGCUAAAAAGCAGCUGUUCAUACUUCGAGCCCCAAAUGUGCUUGUUAUCCAGCUCAAGAGGUUUGAGGGUGUUCAUGGUGGAAAGAUUAACCGUUGCAUUGAAUUCGAGGAGAUUUUAGAGCUCUCUAAUUAUAUGUAUAAAUCUUGUCAGGAGUCAGAGCCCAAGUACAGUCUUUUUGGGAGCAUUGUGCACUCAGGAUAUUCACCUGAAUCUGGGCAUUAUUAUGCAUAUAUCAAGGAUGCUUUUGGCCGGUGGUAUUGCUGCAACGAUGCUCAUGUUUCACUUUCAAGCACCCAAGAGGUUUUGUCAGAGAAGGUAUACAUUCUGUUCUAUUUACGCUGUGAUCAACAUCAGAAGUCGGCCAAAGCUGGUUCAGCUUGUGAUGAAGUGAAGGCCAUAGUUUCCAAUCGAAGCAGCACAGCGACGUCUUUGAAGACUGCUGAAACUUCUAAAUCAUUAGCAACAGCAAAUGCUGUACCUUUGCCUAAAAAUGGUAAAAUUUCCGCUUAUCCUCAAGUCAGGCCUAUUACUUCAAAAAAUUUUGGAACGCCUGGACUGUUGUCAAAUGGUGAUGAAAAUCAUGAUUCAUGUGUUGAUGGAAAAAACAAUGAUGCGAAACAAUCUCUUGCCAUAGACAAGAAUACCCUGCAAACUGAACUCCAUUUGGAGGAGUUGGGUACAGAUAAUAUGGAUGAUUCGUCUGUGGCUGGUAAGAACUCUGUCAUUGUGACAAAUCAAGCUAUGCAGAGUUUGCCAAAUGGAAAUGGAAGAUGCAGAUCACCAUUAAGGAAUCCACAUGAAGACAAUGCUAAUUCCAGAUUGCUGAAUGGCAGAAAAGAUCCUAGAUUGGAGCAUUCAUGUAGUACGAUGCUUCCUAACAGACAGAACUCUCUUAUCUCAUCCAAACGUAAAUUAGAAGACAGAGAGAAAAAAGAUGAUGUGAUAUCCUAUGCUGAAAAAUCUCCUGUUUUGUCAAGCAACGAGAUGAAGCACACUUUGGAGGAGCUUCAGAAGUUUAAGGAAAUCCUUGCUUCAGAGGCACUUUCAGUUCUUCGAUCAUGUGAUUGGUUUGGUAAGGUGCAUGAUUUCAUGCGUGUCAGGAAAAGGUCUUGCGUACAAGCAGCAGGUGGCUGUCCUAAUAAUGCCGAGUUAAA